Messenger RNA from Williopsis jadinii, 2647 nucleotides. RefSeq names its product tRNA methyltransferase RSM22 (gene RSM22). Gene Ontology annotation, cellular component: mitochondrial small ribosomal subunit. The record is from RefSeq and is a predicted model, not a curated record. The coding region runs from base 486 to 2573 and encodes 695 amino acids. Gene Ontology annotation, molecular function: methyltransferase activity; structural constituent of ribosome. Lineage: Eukaryota; Fungi; Ascomycota; Saccharomycetes; Phaffomycetales; Wickerhamomycetaceae. Gene Ontology annotation, biological process: translation. The transcript has a single exon.
CAGCUUGAGAAAGCAGCACAACGGGAGGAAUCUCUUUAACGUACUACGGUUUAUGUCAUUCCCUUGCGUGUAAGCGAUGUUGGGUUGGCAUCAGUAGACAGCCAAUGGUGUCCAGCUGUACGACUGGGAAAUGUAGCUCAAUUGAUCUCAUAAGCCCUUGUUUCGGAGGUUGGAAGGUUGCUUUACACACCGGUAGUGCUUUUCUACGGCAAUUGACAGCACAGAGAGUCCUUUGUCGUGGUCAAUUGGCGAUGUAUGGGCAUCACGACAGGGGGCCUCAAUGGCCCUUGACACCGUUAUGUGUCAAACGCCGUUGCCUGUGAUGUCCAAGAUCGCUUACUAAGCAGAUGGAUAGGCACGUGAUAAAUCACGUGACAUGCUCAUCGCCCGAACACACUACUACAAAUUUUUUCCAUGGCCAAUGGUAAGGAUUAACUAUAUAAUACACACUUGCUUUCUCUUCACAAGGACGCCGAUCGACUACGAUGACUCACAGAUGCCUAGCUCCGUGGACACGGUGCUACCGUCUGUACUCAACGAGGACAAAGCUCAAAGGGAUUUGGGAGUACGACAGCGAUCCCAUAGAGGCUUCCAAAUCGUUAUCCACAGAGAUGACGUCUCUACCCUUUGCGUACCGGAAGGAGAGUGAAUCGUUUGGCCAGCUGGUGAAAGGCUAUCACCACGAUGUGAAUGAAGAUACGAACCCAAAGGUGCGGGUGAUUAGUCGUGAAGAUCUGUGGAAACAGCCAGCAGACGGUGAAGUUAUGAAGAGAAGCCAUUACAAUACAGAACUGGGUAAGACCUUUAGAGACCAGAUCAAGAUCCCGGAGAGAAUAACCAAGUCGAUAUAUAACCAUAUGCUUGCCCUACGGUUGCCUAAAGUGCUGAGGUACCAAGUGGCACAGCAAUAUUUGAAGUUGAAGGAAGCCCAGUUGUACGAACCUACCCGGAAACCGCAUGAGAAUGAUGUUUACAUUGCGUCCUUCUUUACCCAGGAUUAUGCCUCUGUGUACCAGGUAUUGAAGGAGCUGUUCAAGAGGCAGCCAGACUUUACUCCAACGAAGGUGUUGGAUAUCGGAUACGGUCCAGCGACGGGUAUGAUUGCGCUGAAUGAGAUCAUGGGUAAUGAAUGGGACCCGGAAGUAAAGGAUUCCUUUAUCGUUGGUCACCAUGGAAUGCAAGAUAGAGCAAAGAUCCUCCUGUCAAGACAGUUAAAUGAAUACCCCGGUGCACUAGAAGAUCUAUUCACCGAGGAGGAGCUGCAUCAAGGGCUGAAUCGUGAUGAGGAUGUUCUAUUUGACGAUUUCAUAGGUGAGGUCAAGACCAACAAGAUCAAGAUCAAGACCAAGAUGCUGGACCGGUUGAAUACUUCAAAGAAGUACAAUUUGAUCAUUGCACAGCACCAGCUGUUACAAGAUCGAUCCCAGUUCCCUCAUGAGGUUGAUGCAAACGUCCAACUACUGUUGAAGAUGUUAGAACCAGAUGGAUUUCUAGUUCUUGUUGAAAGAGGCACUCCAUUAGGAUUUGAAAGUGUCGCAAGAGCAAGACAAACCAUGAUCAGACCAGAGAAGUUCCUCAGUGAACAUGGCAAGAUCCCAAGACCUUACUCCAAGGCCUCUGGUUCCGCAUUUGAACAGGAAUUCGAACAGGAAUUUGAAAUCGAUGACCAAAUUGAACUCGAUGAGGAGGCACUUAAGCUAAAGAGAGAGCUGGAGGAUAAAUAUGGCACCGUUGACGAAGAAGACUUGGAAUUUGAAGAGUUCUUUGAAGCUGGUGCUGAAGAGAAUACCAAUUAUCAUUUAAAGGUGAUUGCACCAUGUUCUCACCAUAGACCAUGCCCUCUACAGACCGGUAAACCACAGUUCUACGACUAUCCCUCUGGCUCAAAGUUGUCGUGGUGUCACUUUGAUAAAUCUGUUGAAAGACCUAGAUUUCUAUUGGAACUCAAGAGAGGUCAAGUGUUAUCCUCCAAAUGGGCUGAUCGCACAAGAAUAUCUCCAACCUCAGGGACAAAGGGGUCAAGCGGACGCAUUGAUGGUAAUAACUAUGAGAUUGCCAACUAUUCCUAUCUCAUAGUGGCACGUUGCGCUACAGAUUCAGCAACUGUGACUUCUAUUGAACAAGAAAGGACCAACCAAACCCAGACUUUCUCCAUUGGUUCCACUCCUAGUGAUCCAUCUCUAUGGCCGCGUAUUCUCAAGACUCCAAUGAAACGUAAGGGACAUGUGACGAUGUCAGUGUGUGGCUCUAGUGGAGAGAUCGAGAAGUGGACCAUCACCAAAUCAUUUGAUAAGCUAUCAUAUCAUGAUGCACGUAAGGCUACAAGUGGUGAUCUCUGGGGGUUAGAUGCGAAGACCAAACUACCAGGAAGGUCAAAUCAGGAUCAACAGCUCCAGAACAAGUUACAGAGCUAUGAAGACGACUUGUUGAGCAAGAUGAAACGAGAUGUCAAGUUCAAGACGAAGAAAGAGAGGAAGGCCUUUGAAGUACGCUCAGCUCACCUCGGUCAAAGAGAAAUGAGUCCAGAAGAGAUGGUUGACGUCUAUACAACGAGGUUCAACAUGAAACGUUGACCCACAUUGUUUGGAUUCCAUGUAUAUAUUAAUUAGGGGGGAAUAAAAUGCUUGUAAAUUGAUAAACAGUUCUA